AUGAAUAAUCACACAGUAAUCACAGAAUUUGUUCUCCUAGGCCUUUCUGAUGAUCCUGACCUUCAGAUUGUGAUUUUCCUCUUUCUAUUUAUCACAUAUGUUUUAAGUGUCACUGGAAACAUGACUAUCAUCACUCUAACCUUGGUGGAUUCUCAUCUACAGACACCUAUGUAUUUCUUCCUUCGGAAUUUCUCCAUCUUAGAAAUCUCCUUUACAACGGUAUGCAUUCCAAGAUUUUUGGGUGCCAUUAUUACUAGGGAUAAGACAAUUUCCUAUAACAACUGUGCAGCUCAGCUCUUUUUUUUCAUUUUCAUGGGAGUAACAGAAUUCUACAUUCUAACAGCGAUGUCCUAUGACCGCUAUGUGGCCAUCUGCAAGCCUCUGCAUUAUACAACCAUCAUGAACAGGAAACUCUGCACACUGCUCGUGUUGUGUGCAUGGGUGGGAGGGUUUCUAACCAUUUUCCCACCUCUUAUGCUUCUUCUCCAGUUGGAUUACUGUGCUUCCAAUGUCAUUGAUCACUUUGCAUGUGACUACUUCCCCCUCUUACAACUCUCCUGCUCAGACACAUGGCUCCUAGAAGUAAUUGGUUUUUACUUUGCAUUGGUGACUCUGCUUUUCACUUUGGCAUUAGUUAUUUUGUCCUAUAUGUAUAUCAUCAGGACUAUUCUGAGAAUUCCAUCUGCCAGUCAAAGAAAAAAAGCUUUCUCCACAUGUUCUUCUCAUAUGAUUGUAAUUUCUAUCUCUUAUGGAAGCUGCAUCUUCAUGUAUGCCAAUCCUUCUGCAAAAGAAAAGGCAUCAUUGACCAAAGGAGUAGCUAUUCUCAAUACCUCUGUUGCCCCCAUGAUGAAUCCUUUUAUUUAUUCUCUGAGGAACCAGCAAGUAAAACAAGCAUUUAAAGAUUUGUUUCAAAAAAUAGUGUUUACUGCAAAUAAAUGA
This is a messenger RNA of Elephantulus edwardii (Cape elephant shrew), 939 nucleotides long. RefSeq names its product olfactory receptor 6C3-like. The coding region runs from base 1 to 939 and encodes 312 amino acids. Lineage: Eukaryota; Metazoa; Chordata; Mammalia; Macroscelidea; Macroscelididae. The transcript has a single exon. Gene Ontology annotation, biological process: G protein-coupled receptor signaling pathway. Gene Ontology annotation, molecular function: G protein-coupled receptor activity; olfactory receptor activity. Gene Ontology annotation, cellular component: membrane. The record is from RefSeq and is a predicted model, not a curated record.